AUGACUCCUGCUUCUCCGUUUAAAGUUUUGGCAUUCUCUGUACUUUUUGUUCUUCUGAUUUAUACUGCAAAUGGAAAAGUUCACCAUUACAAGUUUGUGAUAAAAUCUUCAUCUUUCACUAGACUAUGUAUUACCAAGAACAUUUUAACAGUAAAUGGGGAAUUUCCGGGUCCAACCUUGAAAGUUCAUAGAGGAGACAAGCUUAUAGUCAAGGUUUAUAACCAGGCAAAAUAUAACAUAACACUACAUUGGCAUGGAGCAAGACAAGAGAGGAAUCCAUGGUAUGAUGGACCUGAAUACGUAACACAAUGCCCAAUUCAACCAGGAGAUAUGUUCAAACAGAUUAUCCAUUUGGCUACGGAAGAAGGAACAAUAUGGUGGCAUGCACAUAAUGGGUGGGCAAGAGCUACAGUUCAUGGACUUGUCAUCAUUAAUCCCAAGCGUGGAUACAGUUAUCCCUUUCCCAAACCCCAUGCUGAGGUUCCAAUCAUAUUAGGAGAGUGGUGGAAGAAAGAAGUUAUGGACAUUCCAGAGAAAGCAAACAAAACAGGAGGAGAGCCAAUUCUAUCAGAUGCAUACACCAUAAAUGGUCAACCGGGUUAUCUAUAUCCAUAGACUUUUAAGAUGAAUGUGGAAUAUGGAAAAACAUAUCUUCUUCGGAUGAUCAAUGCAGUGAUGGAUGAGGAACUUUUCUUUGCCAUUGAAAAACACAAAUUGACAGUGGUAGGUAUAGAUGGAUGCUAUCUGAAACCAAUAAAAACAGAUUACAUAAUGAUCACACCUGGCCAAUCUAUGGACAUUUUAUUGGAAGCAAAUCAACCUCCUGGUCACUAUUCCAUGGCUGGAAGGGCAUAUUCAAGUGCUUUUGGUUCUGGUUUUGAUAAGACAACCACAACAGGUUUGCUUAUGUAUCAUGGCUCCACCAACCAUCACAGAAAAAGUCCAAUUCUUCCUCAUCUUCCUCCUUAUAACAAAACACAAGCAGCAACUGAUUUUACUAAGCAAUUCAGAAGCCUUGCAAGCAAAACCCACCCAAUCAAAGUCCCAACAGAAGUGGACACACAUUUGUUGUUCACCAUUUCUGUUAAUCUGCUUAAUUGUACUGGUAAACCUUGCACAGGCCCAUUUGGCAAAAGGUUUGCAGCUAGUGUGAACAACAUUAGCCUUGUAUAUCCACAUAUAGAUUUUCUUAGAGCCUACUACUAUAAAAUCCCUGGUGUAUUUGAAAUGGAUUUUCCAAAAAAUCCAAGGAUGGAAUUCAAUUACACAGCUGAUAAAUUGCCAGAAUAUCUUUUGACCCCAGCAUUUGGGACCAAAGCGUUGGUUUUGGACUAUAAUGCCAGUGUUGAGCUUAUUUUGCAGGGAACCAAUGUGUUAGCAAGUGAUAAUCACCCUGUUCAUUUGCAUGGAUAUAGCUUCUGUGUGGUGGGUUGGGGUUUUGGGAAUUUUGACCCCAAAAAAGACCCUCAAAAUUAUAAUCUUAUUGACCCACCAGAGCAGACCACGGUUGGAGUUCCCAAUAAUGGUUGGGUUGCCAUCAGAUUCAGGGCAAAUAAUCCAGGCUUGUGGUUGAUGCAUUGCCAUAUAGAGCGCCAUCAUACUUGGGGCAUGGCUAUGGUGUUCCUAGUGCAAGAUGGUACUUAUCGUCACACACAAAUUCUUCCUCCCCCAAAGGGUUUGCCCAAAUGUUAA
This is a messenger RNA of Gastrolobium bilobum, 1692 nucleotides long. RefSeq names its product laccase-14. Gene Ontology annotation, molecular function: hydroquinone:oxygen oxidoreductase activity; copper ion binding. The transcript has 6 exons. NCBI's taxonomy places the organism in Eukaryota, Viridiplantae, Streptophyta, Magnoliopsida, Fabales, Fabaceae. Gene Ontology annotation, biological process: lignin catabolic process. The record is from RefSeq and is a predicted model, not a curated record. Gene Ontology annotation, cellular component: apoplast.